This is a messenger RNA of Drosophila hydei, 1242 nucleotides long. RefSeq names its product thioredoxin reductase-like selenoprotein T homolog CG3887 (gene SelT). The record is from RefSeq and is a predicted model, not a curated record. Gene Ontology annotation, cellular component: endoplasmic reticulum membrane. Gene Ontology annotation, biological process: cell redox homeostasis. The coding region runs from base 173 to 763 and encodes 196 amino acids. The transcript has 2 exons. Lineage: Eukaryota; Metazoa; Arthropoda; Insecta; Diptera; Drosophilidae. Gene Ontology annotation, molecular function: thioredoxin-disulfide reductase (NADPH) activity.
AACUCGAUAGCAAUCGCUAACAAUAUCAUAGAAAUCAAUAUAUCGAUAGGCUCUACUAUCUUUUACAAAUACGUCUGAAUGGCAAACUGAGAAGAAGAUAAGAAAUAAAAUUUUUUUUCGGUUGCUGCUAAUUUUGCUUUGCAACUAAAGUUUUACAAUUUAAACACGUGAAAUGGAGUCAACAAAUGGUAGAAAUUUAGCACUGCUUGUGCUAUGCCUGUGCGCCUGCUAUGCGCUGGCUUUUGAGGGCAAGGAAAUACCGGCCACCAAAUUCGGUCAGAGGGUGGCGCCGACAAUGACUUUUCUUUAUUGCUAUUCUUGUGGGUAUCGCAAGGCGUUCGAGGACUAUGUAAAUAUACUGGUAAAAAAGUAUCCACAGAUUGAGAUUGUGGGCGCCAAUUAUGAUCCGCCCGGCAUAAAUUAUUAUCUGUCUAAGUUAAUAUUUGCUUUAAAGAUAAUUAUCAUAGUAUCGGUGGUGACAUCUGUGAGUCCGUUCACCUGUUUAGGCUUAAACACGCCUGGCUGGUGGAAUCAUCUGCAAUCAAACAAAAUAUAUGCCUGUAUGAUGAUCUUCUUCCUGGGCAACAUGAUCGAAGGGCAGCUCAUUUCAUCCGGAGCCUUUGAGAUAACAUUAAAUGAUGUGCCUGUUUGGUCGAAAAUACAAACGGGGCGUUUUCCCGCCCCGGAGGUGCUAUUCCAAAUCAUCGACAAUCAACUACAGUUCACCGACAACGUGCAAGAGAAUCCCGACUUUGUUAAAUAAUAGUAGCUUAUCGAUAUUUACAGAGACGGGACAGAUGGAGCGCCGUCUGCUGUCCACUAGAACACCAAACAAACUAUAAAGAAGCAAGAUUUAUUAAAUACAACAGGAACUGGACACGUGGAUAUUUAGUUAUUAAUUAAACUCAACUCUUGUCUCUGCGUUACGUAAAAUAGUAUCUUUGUUUAUCUAACGAUUUAUCUGCUGUACUACCGCUCUUAUGUGUAUCUGUGUCAUCUACAAAGCUAUAUAGUAUAAAUAAUGAUGAGUGAAAGUGUUUUUAACGGGCAUCGGGGUACCAAGUGUGGCAUAUAUAAUGACUUAUAUAUAAUUAGAAAUCUGUAUUAGUGUAUGUAUGCACUCUGAUUUAUAUAGUUUAUAUCAAAUUAUGUAACACACAGACAAAGCUUAAUACUUGUUAAUAGCUGAUAAAGCAAAUAGCAAAUAUAUGUAUAUGCAACGCCUUUAUAUUUCCAAUUGAA